Pelmatolapia mariae (spotted tilapia) is the source of this 3668-nucleotide messenger RNA. Its product is annotated as zinc finger protein 624-like. The record is from RefSeq and is a predicted model, not a curated record. Gene Ontology annotation, molecular function: DNA-binding transcription factor activity, RNA polymerase II-specific; RNA polymerase II cis-regulatory region sequence-specific DNA binding. Gene Ontology annotation, cellular component: nucleus. The transcript has 7 exons. The coding region runs from base 123 to 3272 and encodes 1049 amino acids. NCBI's taxonomy places the organism in Eukaryota, Metazoa, Chordata, Actinopteri, Cichliformes, Cichlidae. Gene Ontology annotation, biological process: regulation of transcription by RNA polymerase II.
UGCCGUCUUAUGAAGCAGACCGAGCUCACAUAAAGUAAAGUAUCGCUCCUGUUCCUGUCGAUCAAACACCAACAACACAGCGUCGCUGUCGCGUCUAUCGACCCGCCGCAGCUGAAGCAGCCAUGUGUUCACUUGAGUCUCUGAGAGAGUUCAUACAGGAGAGGCUGACUGCUGUUUGUCAACAAAUCUUCUGCGAGGUUGAGAAAACCAUCGUCCAGUAUGAGGAGGAGAUCCAGCGUCAGCGCAGACUGCUGGAUAUCAGCCGGAGACCCGACACAAACUACGGCUCAGAAUUCCAACAGCUUCAUGUUUGUGGGAAAGAGGAGCAUCUGACAGAACAGCAGGUCUUUAACCAGGAGAUGAUCUCCAGUGUGGACCAGGAGGAUCCAGAGCCUCCACAGAUGAAAGAGAGACAGGAGGAGGAACCCUGCAGCAGUCAGGAUGGAGAGCAGCUGGGAGUGAAGCAGGAGGCUGACGGCGUCAGAACUGAUGAUGAGUGGCUGAAACUGCUGGCGACCAUCUGGAAACCCGAGAUAAAGCUGCACAGAAUAGACCUUCAACAACUAAAUGUCUGUGAGGAAGAGGUGGAGAAGGAGGAGCCACUCACAAACCAGGAAAACUAUAACGAGGAGAGGCGCUUCAGUGUAGACCAGGAGGACCCAGACCCUCCACAGAUUAAUGAGGAACAGGAGGAUCUCUGCAGCAGUCAGAAGGGAGAGCAGCUGGGAGUGAAGCUGGAGGCUGAUACCCUGACGGUGACUCCUGCUUAUGAGGAAAGUGACCACAGUAAAGCAGAACCAAACAGUGAGCAAAUCUGUCACAGCUCUGCUGAAGCAGAGAGCCGAGAUCAGGAAGAAAGUCAGCAUGUGGACUCAGGGUCACCUGAAAAUGCAGAGGUGAAGACAAUCAGACGUCGCAAAAAGAAAAGUGACAGUAAUAAAGUCGAAGAUCCUGCUCUGUCAGAGAGUCAGGGUCAGAGUGGGGCAAUAAAAAAGACUGAACAAUGUGACAUCUGUGGGAAAAGUUUUCAGUUUAAAUCACGCCUGAUUGCACACGUGAGAUGUCACACAGGUGAGAAACCGUAUUCAUGUAGCACCUGUGGAAAGGCAUUUGUGUUUAAAUCCCAACUGAAUAGACAUAUGAGACGCCACACAGGUGAGAAACCAUAUUCUUGUAGCACCUGUGAUAAAACAUUUCUCCUUAGAUCCGUGCUGAAUGCUCAUGUAAGAGUUCACACAGGUGAGAAGCCAUUUUUGUGUAGCACCUGUGGGAAAGCGUUCACUUCCAACGCACAAUUGACCACUCACACAAGAAUUCACACAGGUGAGAAACCAUAUUCUUGUAACACCUGUGGUAAAACCUUUAACUGUACAACCUACCUGACAAAACAUAUCAGAGUUCACACAGGUGAGAAACCCUAUCCUUGUAGCACUUGUGGGAAACAAUUUAGUCAAUGGAUACACAUGAAUCGCCACAUGAGGCGUCACACAGGUGAGAAGCCAUAUAGCUGCAGCACUUGUGGGAAAAGAUUCCCUUACAAAUCUGGAUUGAAAGUUCACAUGAAUACACACAGGUAUGAACACAAGGCAAAGAAUGUGUGGCUGGAGUGUAUCCCAGCUACCAUGGGAAAAGAUGCAUGUAUCGCUCCUGUUCCUAUCGACCAAACACCAAUAACACAGCGUCGCUGUCGCUUCUAUCGACCCGCCGCAGCUGAAGCAGCCAUGUGUUCAGCUGAGUCUCUGAGAGUGUUCAUACAGGAGAGGCUGACUGCUGUUUGUCAACAAAUCUUCUGCGAGGUUGAGAAAACCAUCGUCCAGUAUGAGGAAGAGAUCGAGCGUCAGCGCAGACUGCUGGAUAUCAGCCGGAGACCCGACACACACUCACACGGCUCAGAAUUCCAACAGCUUCAUGUUUGUGGGAAAGAGGAGCCUCUGACAGAACAGCAGGUCUUUAACCAGGAGAUGAUCUCCAGUGUGGACCAGGAGGAUCCAGAGCCUCCACAGAUGAAAGAGAGACAGGAGGAGGAACCCUGCAGCAGUCAGGAUGGAGAGCAGCUGGGAGUGAAGCAGGAGGCUGAUGGCAUCAGAACUGAUGAUGAGUGGCUGAAACUGCUGGCGACCAUCUGGAAACCCGAGAUAAAGCUGCACAGAAUAGACCUUCAACAACGAAAUGUCUGUGAGGAAGAGGUGGAGAAGGAGGAACCACUCACAAACCAGGAAAACUAUAACGAGGAGAGGCGCUUCAGUGUGGACCAGGAGGACCAGGAGGACCCAGACCCUCCACAGAUUAAUGAGGAACAGGAGGAUCUUUGCAGCAGUCAGAAGGGAGAGCAGCUGGGAGUGAAGCUGGAGGCUGAUACCCUGACGGUGACUCCUGCUUAUGAGGAAAGUGACCACAGUGAAGCAGAACCAAACAGUGAGCAAAUCUGUCACAGCUCUGCUGAAGCAGAGAGCCGAGAUCAGGAAGAAAGUCAGCAUGUGGACUCAUGGUCACCUGAAAAUUCAGAGGUGAAGACAAUCAGACGUCGCAAAAAGAAAAGUGACAGUAAUAAAGUCGAAGAUCCUGCUCUGUCAGAGAGUCAGGGUCAAAGUGGGGCAAUAAAAAAGACUGAACAAUGUGACAUCUGUGGGAAAAGUUUUCAGUUUAAAUCACGCCUGAUUGCACACGUGAGAUGUCACACAGGUGAGAAACCGUAUUCAUGUAGCACCUGUGGAAAGGCAUUUGUGUUUAAAUCCAAACUGAAUAUACAUAUGAGACGUCACACAGGUGAGAAACCAUAUUCUUGUAGCACCUGUGGUAAAACCUUUAACUGUACAACCUACCUAAACAGACAUGUAAGAGUUCACACAGGUGAGAAACCUUAUCCUUGUAGCACCUGUGGUAAAACGUUUCUCCUUAGAUUCCUGCUAAAUGCUCAUGUAAGAGUUCACACAGGUGAGAAGCCAUUUUUGUGUAGCACCUGUGGGAAAGCGUUCACUUCCAAUGCACAAUUGACCACUCACACAAGAGUUCACACUGGUGAGAAACCAUAUUCUUGUAACACCUGUGGUAAAACCUUUAACUGUACAACCUACCUGACAAAACAUGUCAGAGUUCACACAGGUGAGAAACCCUAUCCUUGUAGCACCUGUGGGAAACAAUUUAGUCAAUGGAUACACAUGAAUCGCCACAUGAGGCGUCACACAGGUGAGAAGCCAUAUAGCUGCAGCACUUGUGGGAAAAGAUUCCCUUACAAAUCUGGAUUGAAAGUUCACAUGAAUACACACAGGUGACACGGUUAUGUGAAAGCUGCAGAUCUGUGGGAAAAGAUUUUGUUAAUGAGACGCGUGAUAAUUUAUGUUGCUUAAAAAUGUUAUAUCUAGAAAAUGUGGGCCAGAGUCAAAGCAGUGAGCUCACACUGACCAGGAGUCAAAUCAUUGCGACACCCGAGUAAAAAGAUGACCAGUAUUCAAAUUAGCAUUUUCUUUAUAUCAGCAUUCUUUAUAAAGUUCAUUACUUUAUUCUUAUAAUUAUAUCAGACAAAUCCUGAUGUUACAUUUAAUGAUGGUUAAAAUUCAGUGUGCUCCGUUUCUUCGAGAUCAUUGUUCUGAUCUGUUCUGAUCAUUGUUCUGAGAUCAUAAUACUUUUCUUUAUUAAUGCAAGUUAAAUUUGAAAUAGAAAUUUCAUUC